Molecule: messenger RNA, 864 nt
Organism: Neltuma alba
Lineage: Eukaryota; Viridiplantae; Streptophyta; Magnoliopsida; Fabales; Fabaceae
Product: putative leucine-rich repeat receptor-like serine/threonine-protein kinase At2g19230
Exons: 7
Coding region: 134-691 (185 amino acids)
Biological process (GO): protein phosphorylation
Molecular function (GO): ATP binding; protein tyrosine kinase activity
Source: RefSeq, a predicted model, not a curated record
AUCAAGAAACGGCCUGUCAGGACCGAUACCGGAAUUUCUUGCUAAAUUGCCAAAGUUGAGAAUCCUUAAUUUGAGUGGCAACAAGCUUACAGGUUCAAUUCCUAAGGCUCUUAAAGAAAAUUCAGAUUUGGAAAUGAGUUUGGAUGAUAAUCCUAGUCUUUGUUGGAGGGAUCCAUGCAAAAAACACAAGUUCCUUAUUCCACUCAUAGCAUCUGUUUCAGCUUUGACGGUUGUAAUCUUGAUUUCUCUAGGAAUAUGGAUCUUCAAAAUGAAAAAACUCAAAGUUUAUAGAAAGAAAGAAGCAUCAGAACUAAGAAAUCGUGCUUUUUCUUACUCCCAUGUCCUUGAGAUCACUGAUAACUUGCAAAACUUGAUUGGACAAGGGGGAUUUGGAAAAGUCUAUUUAGGCACCCUUAAGAAUUGCACUCAAGUUGCAGCGAAGUUACUUUCUCAUUCAUCAGUUCAAGGUCAUAGAGAAUUUCGAUCAGAGGUAGAACUUUUGAUGGUUACUCAUCAUAGACAUUUAGUUUUUCUGAUUGGAUAUUGUGAAGAAAGUGGCGUCAGAGCAUUAAUAUAUGAAUAUAUGGUUAAUGGGAACCUCCACCAUCAUUUAUCAGGUAAGAAAGGAGGCCAAUUGAAAUGGAAAGAUAGGCUUCAAAUUGCAUUGGAUGCAGCGUAUGGAUUGGAUUAGUUGCAUAAUGGUUGCAAACCUACAAUUGUACAUAGGGACCUUAAGGCCUCCAACAUUUUGCUGGACAAGAAUAUGGAGGCUAAAAUCGCUGACUUUGGAUUAUCUAGAGCUUUUGCAAAUGAUAUUGAUAGUCAUGUUUCAACUCGUCCUGCCAGAACACUUGGUUACCUUGA